UUAUAUGAAAGAUCCCGAUAUGUGGAUAUCGUACACAAUAUUGGGUUAUUUAUGGUACUUCAUGAGAUUGUACGGCGUUGGAGCGUAGUAGAGUAGUUUUAGUAGUGUGCUAGAAGAGUAUUCGUAGCUAAUCGAUAGGGUCAGUGAAUCGUCAAACAUGUGUGGUAUUUUUGCAUAUCUUAAUUACCUCGAGCCUCGCACUAGACAAGAAAUAUUGGAAUGCUUGAUCAAAGGUUUACAAAGACUUGAGUAUCGUGGCUAUGACUCAGCUGGUGUGGCCAUUGAUGCAGAUGUUGAAGGAAAGCAGAUUGAAAUUAUACGCCGUAGUGGAAAAGUUAAAAUGUUGGAGGAUACAAUAUGGAGUAGGCAAGAUUUAGACUUGGAGCAGUCUUUUAACAGUCAUGUUGGCAUCGCCCAUACUCGCUGGGCAACGCAUGGUGCACCAAGUGAGAAAAACAGCCACCCUCAGCGUUCUGAUUUAACAAAUGAAUUUGUGGUUGUGCACAAUGGUAUCCUCACAAAUUAUAAGGAUAUAAAACAGUUUUUGAUUAAGAAAGACCAUGAAUUUGAGUCUGAUACUGAUACAGAAGUAAUAGGAAAGCUUUUGAAACACAUUCAUGACAACCAUCCUGAACUUACAUUCAGAGAGCUUGUGGAACAAGUGAUCCAGCAGUUGGAAGGAGCGUUUGCUCUGGUGUGUAAGAGCAAGAAAUACCCUGGCCAGUGUGUAGCUACAAGACGGGGAAGUCCUUUACUAGUUGGAAUAAAGAGUAAAACCCACUUGGCUACUGAUUAUAUUCCAGUAAUGUUCAGCAAAGAUACAGACAAGAGGACUAAGUCAGAACACCGACCCCGACAGCCUUCAACCCUUUCUUCCAACAUCAAACGAUCAGAUACAACACAGUUCUGUCCUCUUGGGGAGGAUAAAGAAGUAGAAUAUUUUUUUGCUUCAGAUGCAAGUGCUGUAAUAGAGCAUACAAACAGAGUGAUAUUCCUUGAAGAUGAUGAUGUAGCUGCUGUAAGUGAUGGUAACCUGACAAUUCAUAGGAUGAAACGAACAAUUGAUGACACUACGAGUAGGGAGAUCAUUACACUGAAGAUGGAAAUCCAACAAAUUAUGAAAGGGAACUACAGCUCUUUCAUGCAGAAAGAAAUCUUUGAGCAACCCGAGUCAGUUAUCAACACCAUGCGAGGAAGGGUUAAUUUUGACACAGAAAUAGUUAUCCUUGGAGGAAUCAAAGAUUACAUUCCUGAAAUUAAGAGAUGUCGAAGACUGCUGCUAAUUGGUUGUGGAACUAGCUACCAUAGUGCUAUUGCUACUCGACAAAUACUUGAAGAGUUAACAGAACUUCCUGUCAUGGUGGAACUUGCUAGUGACUUUCUUGAUAGAAAUACACCAAUAUUUCGAGAUGAUGUUUGUUUCUUUAUCUCGCAAUCAGGUGAAACAGCUGAUACACUGAUGGCCUUAAGAUAUUGUAGGAUGCGUGGUGCCCUAAUAGUUGGGAUCACCAAUACUGUUGGUAGUAGUAUCUGUCGGGAGAGUCACUGUGGUGUUCACAUUAAUGCUGGACCAGAGAUUGGAGUUGCCAGUACCAAGGCUUACACCAGCCAGUUCAUCUCAUUGAUAAUGUUUGCCCUUGUUAUGUGUGAUGACAGAAUAUCGAUGCAGCCAAGACGCAGUGAAAUAAUUCAAGGCCUUAGAGCUUUGCCCGAACAAAUCAAGAAAGUCUUGGAGUUGGAUGAACAGGUGUAUGAUCUGGCUCAAAAGAUGUAUCAACAGAAGUCCCUUUUGGUGAUGGGCAGAGGUUACAAUAGUGCUACAUGUCUUGAAGGAGCUUUGAAAAUCAAAGAGUUAACUUACAUGCACUCAGAGGGUAUAAUAUCUGGAGAACUAAAACAUGGACCUUUAGCCCUGGUGGACAAAGCUAUGCCUGUUAUUAUGAUAGUGACUCGUGAUCCUGUCUACCCAAAGUGUAUGAAUGCCCUGCAGCAGGUGACUGCUCGUGAUGGCAGGCCAGUAAUUAUUUGUGAGAAAGAUGACACUGAAACCCAGAAACAUGCCUAUCUCUCACUUGAAGUACCUCACAAUGUUGACUGUCUCCAAGGAAUACUAACUGUUAUACCACUUCAGUUGCUGUCAUACCAUAUUGCUGUUCUUAGGGGUUGCAACGUGGACUGCCCUCGCAACUUAGCCAAGUCAGUCACAGUGGAAUGAAAGAAGAAACAGACUUUUGGUGCCUUAUUCUUCCGAAUUUCACAUCUGUUUAUAAAUGCAAGAUCCAUUUUCUCACAAGGUUUAAUAACUUGUAUGACACAUUCCAUGUAUUCUGCAAGAUGAUAAUGUACAAAUACAUGAGUAUCUGGACUUGUUUGUGUUUUGAAUUCAAAUACAACAAUUUUAAUUCUAUACUUAAAAAAAAAUAUUUCAGCUUAGAUGUGAAUAGUUGAAUGAUAAUUCUGUUUUAAUGAUGGUAUCCAUGACACACUUUGAGAUUUUGAAUAAAUUACACGUGUUUCUUUACAGUUGCUGGUGUAUAAAGUUUCAUCUGAAAAAUAAAUGUUUUUACCACUUCA
Molecule: messenger RNA, 2574 nt
Organism: Limulus polyphemus (Atlantic horseshoe crab)
Lineage: Eukaryota; Metazoa; Arthropoda; Merostomata; Xiphosura; Limulidae
Product: glutamine--fructose-6-phosphate aminotransferase [isomerizing] 2-like
Exons: 20
Coding region: 158-2215 (685 amino acids)
Biological process (GO): UDP-N-acetylglucosamine metabolic process; fructose 6-phosphate metabolic process; carbohydrate derivative biosynthetic process
Molecular function (GO): L-glutamine:D-fructose-6-phosphate transaminase (isomerizing) activity; carbohydrate derivative binding
Source: RefSeq, a predicted model, not a curated record